This is a messenger RNA of Drosophila virilis, 3361 nucleotides long. RefSeq names its product adherens junction protein p120 (gene p120ctn). The record is from RefSeq and is a predicted model, not a curated record. Gene Ontology annotation, molecular function: cadherin binding. Lineage: Eukaryota; Metazoa; Arthropoda; Insecta; Diptera; Drosophilidae. Gene Ontology annotation, cellular component: cytoplasm; adherens junction; nucleus. Gene Ontology annotation, biological process: cell-cell adhesion; cell-cell junction assembly.
UUGAAUUAGCAGGCAAAAGAAUAAUAUAUCUGUAGUGCUGUUCGUGGAGUCUUUUGGUCGAAAAUACCUCACGUCUAUUUAAGUUAAUAUGAAUGUUAUCAUAUCUUUCUGGUAUUUUUAAGAUUUUAGACUGCUGUUAAAAUGAAUCCUCAACAAAAUUCAAAUUUGGAGCAGUCAUUGGUAACGGAAGCGGGUCAUAUACAGGCCCAAUAUUCUGCUUUUCAAAACUUUGAGCAAUACACCGCUGCCGGAUAUACAAAUGCACCAUUAUAUAUUUCAAAGCCAACUGGUAUUGGAGCUAUCACGCGUAUAGCUCCUCAUUGCUCUGCAAUUGGAUCUCAAAGUAAAAUAGAAACAGCUCCACAAGAAGUGGCUAUGCCCGGUAUGGAAGGCCAUACAUUAGUUCCAACCGUAAGAUACAUACAAACACCACAGUUUGAUGAAGCAGGUGAUUUUGGUAUACCUGUCUUACCACCGUGUGGGCUAGAACCUCAUUAUACAGACGAACCAUCUAUGCCAUAUGGUUAUACUUCAGAUGCCAAUUAUGGAUUGCCCGGUGUAAGUGCAAAUAUCAAGCAAUUUGCUUCGAGACCAUUCGACAAUAACCUUAAUGGAUCUGAAUCAGCUAUAGAUUCUCAAUGUAGAUCUUUUGAGAGUCAAGGCGAUUUCAAAUUAGUACCAUUUGCCACAAAUUCACUUAACACUGUUCCACCCAGAGUCGCAGAGAAAGAGGAUUUCAUUGGUGGAUCGGACAGUGAUCUUUGUUCAACAAUGAGAUGGCGUGACCCAAACCUUUCAGAAGUAAUAAGCUUUCUAAGUAAUCCUAAUAAUGCUAUAAAAGCGAAUGCUGCUGCAUACCUUCAACAUUUAUGUUAUAUGGAUGAUCCAAAUAAGCAGCGUACAAGAACUCUGGGAGGAAUACCACCAUUAAUUCGAUUAUUAUCAUAUGAUGCGCCAGAUAUUCAUAAAAAUGCUUGUGGGGCAUUACGUAAUUUAUCAUAUGGUAGACAGAAUGAUGAAAAUAAACGAGCAAUAAAAAAUGCCGGAGGAAUAGAAGCUUUGGUACACCUUCUUUGCCGGUCUCAAGAAACUGAGGUAAAAGAGUUGGUAACUGGAGUUUUAUGGAAUAUGUCUUCCUGUGAAGACAUUAAACGGUCAAUUAUUGAUGAGGCGCUGGCUGCUAUAGUAUGUAACGUUAUUAAACCCCACUCGGGCUGGGAUCCUAUCUGUUGCGGGGAAACAUGCUUUUCGACAGUAUUUCGAAAUGCGUCUGGUGUUUUGCGAAAUGUCAGUUCUGCUGGAGAGCACGCACGAGAAUGCCUUCGUAAUUGUGAGCACUUGGUUGAAUCUCUUCUCUACGUUGUUCGAUCUUCCAUUGAAAAAAACAACAUAGGAAAUAAAACAGUAGAAAACUGUGUCUGCAUUCUUCGCAAUCUCUCGUAUAGAUGCCAAGAAGUCGAAGAUCCAAAUUAUGAUAAGCAUCCUUUUAUUAUUCAAGAAAGGGCUGUUCCGUCAUCUUCAAAAGGUGAAAAUUUGGGAUGCUUUGGGACAAGUAAAAAAAAGAAGGAUUUGGCAUUAAAUGAGUCGCAACAGGACUACAUAUUUUCCACGGAAUAUUCAAAGAAUUCAGGAACAACGAAUAAAACAAACAAAGGAUAUGAGCAGUUGUGGCAACCUGAAGUGGUGCAAUUUUAUCUUUCCUUACUGCAAAGUUGUUCAAACCCAGAAACUCUUGAGGCCGCUGCUGGAGCAAUUCAAAAUUUGUCAGCUUGUUACUGGCAACCAAGCAUUGAUAUUCGAGCUACUGUGCGCAAAGAAAAAGGGCUUCCGAUACUUGUAGAACUUUUACGAAUGGAAGUUGAUCGUGUCGUUUGCGCUGUUGCCACAGCACUGCGCAACCUUGCUAUUGACCAACGAAAUAAAGAAUUGAUCGGCAAGUAUGCUAUGCGCGAUUUGGUUCAAAAACUUCCGUCUGGGAAUGCUCAACACGACCAAAAUACAUCAGAUGAUACCAUCACAGCAGUAUUGGCAACCAUUAAUGAAGUCAUUAAAAAAAAUCCAGAGUUCGCGCGUUCUCUUUUAGAUGCAGGUGGUGUAGAUAGACUAAUGAAUAUAACAAGACGUAAAGAACAAUAUACUACGUGUGUUAUAAAGUUUGCUAGUCAAGUUUUGUACACAAUGUGGCAGCACCACGAACUGCGUGAAGUAUAUAAGAAAAAUGGAUGGAAGGAGCAGGAUUUUGUCAAUAAACACUUUGCAGCUCACAGCACCCCACCAAGCUCACCAAAUAAUGCAAACAAUACGCUAAACAGACCAAUGGCAUCUCAGGGAAGAACGCGUUACGAGGAUAGAACAAUUCAACGUGCCCAGAAUUCAUCAUAUAGAAAUAAAGAUGGAACUGGAGCUGUCAUGUCCAGCAACGAUUCAGCAUUGUUGUCAGAAAUGGUUCGAAAACAAUUAUAAAGUGUAUAUUUGUUUUUUAUUUUACUAGUUAUAUAUGCUCACUAUAUAACUCUUAAAAUAACUAAGAGGUGAAAAAAUAAUUGUUUUACUGGGGCUUUUUAGUGUUUCUAUGGUGGUGGAGUGUAUGAAAGUAAGAUUUGGUUGUUACAUUUUUUCUGUCAGUAGACAUUUAUUACAUAUCAAUGCAAAGUAAAAGUUUUAAGUAUGUGCGAAAAAGAUAUUUUUAAACAUUUUAGAGCUGGGAAUCCGAGUAUUUUCUCAGUUUAUUUAGAAUACGUUAACACCAUUAAGCUUACUUGCUAUUCUCUGUAGGAACAUCAUAAUGAAAAGAAUUAUUGAUUAGCAUGUAAAAGUAAAGUUCUGUCUGCUAAAAAUAUUUUUGUUGGACUCGACGAGCGCAAAAAUCAAAUGCCACCAUACUUUUCUAAUGUAGUUUAACGACGGGUAAGUUUUUCUUAUACUUAGUGCAAUUGUGCAAAUGAUUGUAACAGGAGUAUAUAUAUGACGAAUAGUCGGAUCAAUCUGGCCGUGUCCGUUGGUCUGUGCGCAGUUCCAUUUGUAUAAACGCGCCAAUUUUAAAGACUAUAUGAGUGGGGCAUAUGAAAUCUGGGUUGCAAUUGGUAGUAUAAAGCAUAAAUCAAUAAAUGAUUUCAGCCUUAAAAUUUGCAAAGAAUUAAAAUGCUAAAGACAAAUUUGUUAUGUGGGUACAAAUAUAUCAAAAAUAUGAAUUUUAUGAUGGUGACUCCAAAAUUAAAUGAACCCCAUUUUGUGGGUUUAUCAUGGAAUGUGUGUUCAAGUAUAUCUGGGUAUUUUGGGUGUCCUGUUUCGGCUAUAUCGCAUUAAACUACAUCAGAAAGUUGAUUCACUUAUUAAUUAGUGGCCGUGUAAUUGUAUAUAA